This is a messenger RNA of Tyto alba (common barn owl), 3564 nucleotides long. RefSeq names its product aarF domain containing kinase 1 (gene ADCK1). The record is from RefSeq and is a predicted model, not a curated record. NCBI's taxonomy places the organism in Eukaryota, Metazoa, Chordata, Aves, Strigiformes, Tytonidae. Gene Ontology annotation, cellular component: mitochondrial inner membrane. Gene Ontology annotation, molecular function: ATP binding; protein kinase activity. The transcript is spliced from 12 exons. Gene Ontology annotation, biological process: protein phosphorylation; lipid homeostasis; mitochondrion organization. Bases 1044 to 2606 code for a protein of 520 amino acids.
GCACCCUCGCUUCCCUCCCACCCCUCGCUGCGGUUCCGGGUGCCGCGUCCCGGCAGCUGCCGGCGGACGCGGGGGUCCGGGCCGCGGCGGAGGUUGUCCGCGGCAGGCGCAGGCCCCGGGGGCGGAGGCCCGGAGGCCGCCGAGCUCGCCGGGGCCGGGGUUGUUUCGGAAGGCGGGAGCGGCGGGGGGCGCGGUGCGGCGCGCCUGACGAGGACCGGCAGCAGCCGCGGCACGGCCGCUCGCGUCCUUGGCGGGCGGACCCCGGGCCGCGCUGGUGCAGCGGCCGAGGGCGGGCCCGCCCCGUUGGGCCGUUGCGGCAGCCCCGGGGGUGCUGUCCCCGCCGCCCCGGGGGGCGGCCGCCGCUCCCCGCUGCUCCCCGGGGCCUCGGGGAGCGCGAUCUCCCCGGCGGCCGGGACACAGGCCCGGGCUGCGGGAGAAAGCCGGUCACCGUCCGUCCCCGAGGAGCAAGGAGGAGAGGCGGGGCGCCCGGCUGUAGGGAAAGGGAGCCUUGCGUGGGUGUGGAAAUCAAAGCCAGCUCACCUGGGCAAAAGAGGAGCUGGAGGUGAUCCCUCAGCCCAGGCCUUAACAAGAGGCAGUGAUGCUGAGGCGCAUCUCCCCCCUCACGGGGUCUGUAAGAUGCCCUUAGGGGUGUCAGAAUGGCUCGCGUACCUGGAGGAGGCUCCUCAACACCUUGCACAAAACUUUGAAAUAGAAUUGACUUCUGACAAUUCCGUUUUUGUACCUUAUAUUGGAGGGGUUUUAAUUCUUCCCUUUUUAUUGGUACCACUCAUUAAGCAUGAAAGCAGGAACUUUGCUGAAGAGCUUAGCUGCUCUGCCUCUCUGUUUGCUCCCUGAAGUGCCCGUCUUCUGUUUGUGACGUACAGCUGGCAGAUACGGCAAUAGAUGUGAUGUCACAAACUGAAGAUUAUAGCUUCAGAGUCUUGACCUGUAUCACUGCAUGUGUGUUUCGGUUACAAGACUUCUGAGAGAAAAGGCACAAGCCAGACUGACCCCACUAAAGGUUCACAGAAGGUUCAUCAGUCAUGGCACGAAGGGCCUUGAAACUUGCCUCAUUGGCAGCGGCUGCUUCUGGCAUCUAUCUGUACGGAAGCAAGUUCCUGGAUCCCAAUGAUUUUGGAGUUGUUCGUGUUGGCCGAGCCAUUGCCACAACAGCAGUUAUCACCUAUGAUUACCUCACCUCUCUUCGGAGCGUCCCAUAUGGAUCAGAGGAGUAUGACUUCCUCAAAUCACAGGUGCACCUGCGCUCUGCUGAGCGCCUCCGGGAGCUGUGCUGCGCCAACCGAGGCACCUUCAUCAAGGUGGGACAGCACCUGGGAGCACUUGACUACCUUCUGCCCGAGGAGUACACCCGCACCCUCAAAGUGCUGCACAGCCAGGCCCCGCAGAGCACCAGGCAGGAGAUUGAGCAAGUUAUCCGUGAGGAUCUGGGCAAAGAGAUAAAAGAGCUCUUCCUGAGUUUUGAGGACACUCCCUUGGGAGCAGCAUCACUAGCCCAGGUGCACAAGGCAGUGCUGCAGGAUGGGAGAACGGUGGCAGUGAAAAUCCAGCACCCAAAGGUCCAAGCUCAGAGCUCCAAGGAUAUUUUGCUCAUGGAGGUUCUCCUCUUGGUUGUGAAGCAGAUCUUUCCAGAUUUUGAGUUCAUGUGGCUGGUGGAAGAAGCUAAGAAGAAUCUGCCGUUGGAGCUGGAUUUCCUCAAUGAAGGCAGGAAUGCUGAGAAGGUUGCUCAUAUGCUGAAGAACUUUGACUUCCUGAAGGUCCCCAGGAUCUACUGGGAGCUCUCAACAAGACGCGUCCUUCUCAUGGAGUUUAUGGAAGGGGGACAGGUGAAUGACAGGGCCUACAUGGAGAGGAAUGGCAUCAAUGUCAAUGAGAUCUCUCGUAACCUGGGAAAGCUCUACAGUGAAAUGAUCUUUGUGAAUGGCUUUGUGCACUGUGACCCACACCCAGGCAACGUGCUGGUGAAGAAGUGCCCAGCCUCUGGGAAGGCUCACAUCAUCCUCCUGGACCAUGGGCUCUACCAGGUGCUGAGUGAGUCGUUCCGCAUGGACUACUGCCGCCUUUGGCAGGCCCUCAUCAAGGCUGAUAUGAAGAGGGUGCAGAAGUACAGCCGGCGGCUCGGGGCAGGGGAUUUGUACCCUCUCUUCGCCUGCAUGCUGACCGCCAGAUCCUGGGAGUCUGUCAACAGGGGCAUCGACCGGUCGCCCGUCUCAGCCAGUGAGGAUGUGGAGAUCCGGUCCAACGCUGCUGCUUACCUACCCCAGAUCACCCAGCUUCUCAACAAUGUCCCCCGCCAGAUGCUGCUGCUGCUGAAGACCAAUGACUUGUUAAGGGGGAUUGAGUCAGCCCUGCACACGCGAGCCAGUGCCAGCUCCUUCCUCAACAUGUCUCGCUGCUGCAUCAGAGCUGUUUCCACGUACCAGAGGAGCAAGAGUCACUCGCUUUACAGGAGGGCCCAGAUCUCACUCACAGAAGCCCUGAGCCUGUGGCAGAUCAACUUGUAUGAACUCUUCCUGUGGCUGAAGGGGUCUCAGAUGGGGAACUGGGUCGUUGCUCUCCUGAGCUGGAUGCACCAUUCCACAUACUGACAUGAACUGGUGGGAGAGGCCCGGGUGCUCCCUCUGUCCCUUCUCUCCAUGGCACAUUUGCCUUUCUGACUGUUUCUGUCUAUUCUGUGGGCUAUUUUUGGGUCUUGUUCCACAUUACACGCUGUACUGUCCUUGCCUGUUACAGCAUUAGCUUUCUCUGUGUCACUGUGAGGUGGAGUCGGUACCAGAGCUCUACUGUUUCAUGGUUUAGGAGGAGGAGGUGUGGGAUACUCUGUGUCACAAAGGGCAGGGUACUUUCUUUCCCCGUCUGAGCAGGGGAAAUCCCACUCAGAUUCCAGUGGAACUGCACUGAAAGCAAAAGCCUCUCCUUGGCUUUUUCUUAAACAAUCUUACAGAAUUUAAGAGAAUCCCAGCCCUGCCUAGAAUGCCCCAAAACAUUUCUCAGCCCCUCAGAGAGAGGUGGUAUGCCCCUUUAAAAUUCAAUAGGGUUUAUAUUAGUUUUCACAAUCUCCUUAGUCUGAUUUCUGUUCAGGUGUGCAGAUAGUUUCUCAGAGGAGUGAGACCUUGUGGAGAGCUGGCAUGAGGGCUUCCUCUCCCAGCACCAGGGACAGGGAACCCAAAUGGUGAGAGUGGUAGACAGGGAGUUGGGCUUUCUGAGGUUCGUCUCCAGACCUGUCAGCAAGUGCCUCUGUGUUUUUGGACUUUUCUUGGCCUGUUUCCUUGCAGGUGAAAUGGAGAAAGGGGACAGUGGUCCUGCCUCUCCGAAAUUCAGGGAAGGCAGGAGUGACAGCUCAGGGCUCUGAAACUGCUGGUAAUGUAUGUGUUUUGUACAGUACUGCCACACAGCAAAAUAAAUGUGUCGUAUCAAAGACCUUUGGGGGAGGCAUGCCUGCCUAUGCACUCAGGGUGAUGUUUGGGCCUCUGACCUCAGUCCUCUUUCCACUUCUCCACUGAGUGAGUGAUGCCAGGCAGCACUAUUAAAUCCUUGCAAGCCAAA